AUGUCAUCUCCCUUGACUAGGGCCGAAGACCACAGUGCUGGGCGACGAGCGAGGGAGGUUUAUCGCUAUUUCCGCCCGGAGCGUCUCUGUCCUAUCGAUGAAAACUCGGCACCCGGCAGUGACAAUGGCUCGAUUCAGGAUCUUCUUCACACUUCAACUGCAUCGGCCGCUCGAGGUCGUUCGCCAUGCAGUCCAUCACAAUCCCCACGGUCCCCGAAAUCAUUAUCCCCGGAGCCGGUAGCGAUUCCUCCAAGUCCUAUAUCUGAAUCCCUCAUCCUUGGCGGUGCAAACACCACUCUAAAUUCCUUCGCACAGCUGGCUGCACUGCGACUGGAUGUAGACCGCGCCUUCAUCAGUGUAUCUGACAGGGACUCACAGUACAUCAUCGCACAGGGUGGUCAGACUGUGGAAAAUACAAACCAGUAUGACCUGAUCGGAGAAGGCGUAUAUGCAGGCUGUUCGACGCUUGAUGUGUCCACCUGGAAUAUGUGUCAGGACACCGUCGCAUUGCCCCGAUCAGAUCGAAGGCAAGCAGAAUACAGUUUUGUUGUCUCGAAUGAUAUGGCUCAGGACGAACGCUAUCAAAAUCUGCCCCUAGUAAAGGAGAAACCAAACUUUCGAUUCUAUGCCGGCACACCCUUGACCACAGAUAGCAAUAUCAACGUCGGAUGUCUCUUUGUUCUCGACACAAAGCCCCACUCGGAAUUUUCUGACAAAGACAGAGUCACCAUGGGUCAAAUGGCAAUAUUGAUCAUGGACUUCCUGAAAGUCAGUCGCCAGGCCACAGAAGGCCGGCGCGCGGCUCGCUUAUUGCGAGGAGUUAACAGUUUCGUUGAGGGUCGGUCAAGCCUCGUUGAUGAUACAGGGAGCACCGAAAGUUCAAACUCAGAGUCUGUGGGUGCAUCUAGGAGCAGAAAGAGAAGUCGUCAUCGGAGGAAUAGCAGUGUAUCUUCCCUUUGCUCUCGCUCCAGCAGUAGCAGUGCAAAUUCAUUAUCCGAUUCCGAACCCUCUGGACCGUCUUCCUCCUCAAGUUACAGUUCAGCAAAUCCGAGCGCACCAGGGAAUACGCAAAAUUCAACGGACAACAAAAUGGGAAAUUCGUGGACAUUUCGACGUGCCGCAAACCUCAUACGCGAGAGCCUCGAGCUCGGCGGUGACAGUGGUGUGGCCUUCUUUGAAGCCGGUAAUGAUUUCAUGCUAGAUCGCAAUAGCGAUAGUGAAUCUUCUUCCAGCUCUAUUGAGAAUGGCAAGGUUGCUUCCAUUCUUGGUCUCUCCACGGCGAACUGUUUGCACGGUCCGCUUGAAGGAUCGGCUUCGUCCUAUCCCGUCACAAAUAUGGACGAGGAAUUCUUGCACCGUCUUCUGAACAGAUAUCAUAAGGGCAGGAUUUGGUCUCUUCAUCGCGACGGCCAACUUUCUAGCUCUGACAGCGAGGAUGGAUCUCGGAAACAGUCUAUUUCGGGAAGGAACUCCCCUCGAUCAAUGCCUCUCGGAAGUUCAAAGCGGCGGAAACUCAAAGAGAACAACAUGCUAAAUCAGUACUUUCCUGGUGCUACUCAAGUCAUGUUCGUACCAUUGUGGAAUGCCGCUAACUCGCAAUGGUUUGGUGGCUUUUUCUGCUGGAACAACGUGGAGAGCGAUGUUUUCGACCCUUCAGUAGAACUUGGUUCUCUGUUGAGUUUUGGAUCAUCCAUCAUGUCUGAAUGUAGUCGAAUCGAAUCUCUGAUUUCAGACCGCCAAAAGGCCGAUUUCCUUGGCAGCAUAUCGCACGAACUGCGAAGUCCUCUUCAUGGAGUUCUAGCGGCGGCAGAAAUUCUGCAGAGCACUGACCUAAGUCAGUACCAGAGCUCUUUAAUGGAUACCGUCAACGCAUGCGGUCGGACCUUGCUGGAUACCAUGAACCAAGUCUUGGAUUACAGCAAGAUCUUAUCUCUGGAAAAACGAUUUCGACAUCUAGAUCGACGAAGGAUUUCAAGCUUGGAACUCAAGAGAAUGCAUCGGUCUGCAGCACACCUGGACAAAUAUACCGCAACAGACCUAUCCGUCUUAGCUGAGGAGGUGGUGGAUGGAGUCUGUCUGGGUCAUAAUCAUAUCCAGAAGUCCUCCUCCUCUUCCCAUGUUCUGACGUCUGAAACAAAGCACGGCACGGCUAGUGAGAAUUCAUCAGCCCCAAAACUCGACAUUACAAUCGACAUAUCCCCCAACAACUGGGUUUACAACAUCCCCCCGGGGGCGAUUCGUCGCAUCAUCAUGAACAUCUUCAGCAAUGCGAUCAAAUAUACAGAGGCAGGCCAAGUGUCAUUACGAUUGGAAGCUGACAGCUCGUCCUCACGACACAAUACUCAAGAAGACAUGAUCACCUUGACCGUGGCUGAUACUGGCAAGGGUAUCUCGGAAGAAUUUCUACGAUCUAAUCUUUUCGUUCCCUUCAUUCAAGAAGAUUCUCUCGCCAGUGGCUCUGGACUGGGCCUUUCUAUUGUUCGCAGCUUGCUCAAACCCCUCGGCGGAAACAUCAGCUUCCAAAGUAAGCCAGGUGCCGGAACGACCGUGAAGGUUACUCUGCCUCUGGUCCGUCCAGAGCACGAGUUCGAAGCUUAUUUCGGAUCCUCACCACCACCCACAAACGAACGACCAACCGUAUCAACUGCUGCCCAUCUUCUACGAGAGAAAUAUGCGGGACGAACCAUCGCCUUUGUCAAUGCAAACUCCAAGGAUGCCUCCAAUAAACCAUCCGAGUCACCCUAUCUAACCGACUGGUUUGGUUUCAAGAUGGCAUCAGCUUCAUAUAAAAAGCCCGUCGAUCUUGUUUUCCUUGACUCAUUACCAUCCAAAGGGGAUACUAGCAGCAUAUUUUCCGACCAGAACUCAUCUCUCCUUGUGUUGAGCAACGAUUAUGUUGGCCACGACUCUAUACAAGUUGAGACCGCAUUUGGGCCUCGCGAUAUACAUAUAAUCAGCCGUCCAUGCGGUCCGCACAAGCUUGCUCGAAUAGUGAAGGGAUGUCUAGAUAGAGAGCUACCCAAAACAACGGCGAAACCGAUCAGUCUCCCCGAAAGAUCUUCAGAACGACCCAAAAAUGAAGAUACGACAAACGAGAACGACAUUUCGGAUAAGGAAACUCAAACUCCAGACACAGCUCCGACAGGGACGGCCGAGCCUUUAACAAACUCCACCUCCGACAAACCUGAACCCUCAACGGAAAAGCAAGGCCCUCGGAUUUUGGUAGUCGAAGACAACAAAAUCAACCUUAACCUGAUGCUCGCUUUCCUAAAGAGACGCGGUCUAGCCGCCUUGGACUCAGCUGAGAACGGCAAGCUAGCCGUAUCUGCCGUGAAAGAAGAGCAGCAGGGGUACGAUAUCAUCUUCAUGGAUAUAUCAAUGCCCGUCAUGAACGGCUUCGAGGCCGCACGAACAAUACGUGCAUUUGAAAAGUCACGAGGUGAGGGGUGGAAGCGAUCGAAGAUCGUCGCCCUCACGGGACUCAGCAGUGUAGCUGAUGAGACGGAAGCCCUUGAAUCUGGAAUUAACUUGUUCCUCACGAAACCCGUUGCGUUUAAGGAGGUCAAGAAGAUAUUGGAUCGUUGGGAUCAGGGGGAAAGCGAUGCUAAAGAAGAGGCUGGAGCGUCUGAGUGA
Molecule: messenger RNA, 3633 nt
Organism: Penicillium pulvis
Lineage: Eukaryota; Fungi; Ascomycota; Eurotiomycetes; Eurotiales; Aspergillaceae
Product: hybrid sensor histidine kinase/response regulator
Exons: 5
Coding region: 1-3633 (1210 amino acids)
Biological process (GO): phosphorylation; phosphorelay signal transduction system
Molecular function (GO): protein binding; phosphorelay sensor kinase activity
Source: RefSeq, a predicted model, not a curated record